Messenger RNA from Varanus komodoensis (Komodo dragon), 2218 nucleotides. RefSeq names its product LETM1 domain containing 1 (gene LETMD1). Gene Ontology annotation, cellular component: mitochondrial inner membrane. The record is from RefSeq and is a predicted model, not a curated record. Gene Ontology annotation, biological process: intracellular monoatomic cation homeostasis. NCBI's taxonomy places the organism in Eukaryota, Metazoa, Chordata, Lepidosauria, Squamata, Varanidae. The coding region runs from base 272 to 1036 and encodes 254 amino acids. The transcript is spliced from 8 exons. Gene Ontology annotation, molecular function: ribosome binding.
UCAUAAUGGAAAGAGUAUAAAAGGUUUAAUGUGUCCAUAGCAGUCAGGCUUGUAUGUUUCUAUUUGUUACAGAUCUCCAGCUUAUCAAUAUUCUGCAAGGACAAAUUCUAAAAGUCUCCUGUCUACUUUGGUUUCAAAAGUCAAAUAUUUGAAUACAAAAUAUGAAAGCUUUUUGGAAAGAACAUUCCCAAAUUUCUAUCAGCUAUAUUCUACUUUUAUAAAAGGGUUUCGGGUAUUCUUUUCAGAAGUAAAAGAAAUAAGAAGAAUAAAGAUGAACAUGGCCCAUAAAAAUAUAAAAUUCAAUCAACUUCCUUACAGGGAGAUGGAAAGACUAAGACAGUUUCGGAGAGAUGUGAUGAAAGUCAUUCCCAUCGGGAUUCUCUCUCUUCCACCCUUUUUCAACUACCUGGUAUUUGUGCUUAUGUAUCUGUUUCCAAGACAGCUCUUGAUGCGUCACUUCUGGACUAUGAAACAGCAAGCUGAGUUUCUGGGCACUUACCACAAUAUGCGGAAGAAGGCAUAUGCCGAAGUGGUUGAUGGUUUGAAGAACCUGUCUAAUGUCCUCUCUGAUCCGGAGCUUCGCAAACAGAUGCUAGAUCUCUGCAAAAAGGUUCAUGAGGGAUGCCACCCAGACAUAGCCGAACUUAAAGCAGUGAAGACCUUGUUUGUGGACCAUCCUUUUGGCAUCCAGCAGCUCAAAGCUCAGCAAGUGAAAGCGCUAAGUCGUGUUUUGUUCCUGACCCCUCACUUGCCAUCCCUCCUCCUGAGAUACCGCCUGCAAAGCCACCUCUUGGAGCUGCACCUCCUGGACCAAGCCAUGCUGCAACUGGGAGUGAAAGAGCUGACAGAUGAAGAAGUCGCAGUGGCUUGUUAUAUCCGUGGCUUGGACUCUGUUCACCUCAACACCAUGGCUUGCAGGCUUUGGCUAAACCAAUGGCUAGCACUUUCCAGCUCGCUGAAAGACUCUGAGGUUUCACUCUUGGCCCACAGCAUGGUCUUACUUUCCACUAACUUCAACCCUUUCAUCAAAGACUGACUGAUGGCAACCUCUCCUAGACCUUUUCUGAAAAGAUGCUUCGACAGCAACUCAACUUAACCAGUAGGGGAGAUUGGAUUUUUGCUUACGGUCAGAGUGGCAGGAGUCCAGCGCAAGAGGUUUCUCCAACUAAAUUAUUAGCCCAGAAAAGAAGGGUAGAAGAAACACUGCAUCAUGAGUAAGACGUUCCCACUGCUUUGGAGAGAAUCAGGAGAAUUGCCAAGAUGGCGCUAGACGAACUGCAAGCACAGAAGAUUCCACCAGGUCCAUGUCAACAAUGACCUUGUGGCCCUGCCGUGACAGCAUAUGGAUUUCCAAUGGGGAGAGAGCUGAAGAAGUCUUGCCCAGAACCCAAGACCCGGGCUCCUCAUAGUUGUGACACUUUCAGUACCAGCCAGCGCCAAGCCCUACGUUCUCAGGUAGUAAGUGCUGAGUAACUAAGUUUUUCUGAUGCUUCAGUAGCUGCCCCGUUUUAAUUUCAUUGAAGAAUAAUGUUGAUUUAACAACACUGGAUGGGAAGCUCAGUCAUUUUCUGUUAUGACAUGGUGCAAAAACAAGAGCAAGAAUCAGUUCUUUCUGAGCCACCUCUAUUUGAAAUCCUAUUAAUACUUGGAAAAAGCUCUUCUGUUAAGAAAGAGAUCACUCCGUUGCAUAAGCUUUAUUAAAAGUGCAUUUCAUUUUGGCCAAGGUGGUUCAGAAUUAAACAAGGUAUUUGCAGUUGUUAUACCAUUGUACAGUGCCAUUAAUUUGAUUGUGACACCCUGCUGAUAAAAUAAAAAUGUACACAACUACUUCUGUACCUCCAAGGGUGCAAUCCUGUGCAUGUUUGGACAGAAAAAUCUCUUACAAGUUUCCACAAUCCUGGAAGUUGUAGGACUUUUCUGACUCAAGAUUCAUUAUAUCCUAAGUCUUAAAUACUUCCACAGCACUUAAGUGAUAAUGAAACAGGUCUAAAAAGUCUCCCAGUGAAAAAGGCCAAGUCUUGCACACCAGAAGCUGGAAUUCUGGCCCAAAUAUAAAGGAGCGGGACACUCCUACCUUUGGUAAAGUAGUAGUCAAAUUAGUUGUUAUAAAAAUGUGUGAAGAAUUAGUAAUGUGAAUGGCUGUUCAAGUGUAUUGUAACUGAAAUGUGACUAUUUCCUUAAAGAUGGUUAAUAAAGGACAACAGUAUGUGAUACUUUA